AAACACCAAAGAAAAUUGCGUGUCGUUAAAACUCGAAUAAAUAAAAAUCGUUCCUUUUGAUAAUGAUUGUUAAUAAGCAAAGCAUUAACGCCUCGUUUGACACAAACACACACCCAUUCAUUAAAAAGAAAGACAGAAAAAAGAGUUUUUUUUUUUGGAAAGAAUUAAUAAUAAGAAUAAGAAUUAUGGAAGGUGGAAUUAGGGGAGUCGUCAAGAAGGACUACUGUUGUUUGUUUGCUCCUGAUUAUUGUGCCUUUUCCUAUUUUUCGUUUGUUUUAUUAUUAUUUCUUCCUUCAUCUUCUUUCGUAUCAAUUCCUUUUGCCAUUUGUUUUUAUCUUUUUAGUCGAUGACCAUGAUAAUUCUUCCCCGCCUUUCCAUUCUCUGACUUUUACUGAAGAUAGCAAAUCGUGUUUUUCUGGAGCCCCUUGUUCUUUUGGAUCUUGGGAUUUUUUCUAGGGUUUCCAAGGGGCUGUCGGUUCGAUCUCUCGAUCGUCUUCUUCUUCAAUGGAUGCCGCUUCCGAAGGAGAUAAUCACAACAACCAGAAUGAUGCCCACGAUGAUAAUAGCAACGGCAAAUUUGGUAAUUCCAGCGAAGGGCUAAGCAAGCCCAAACGCCAGAUGAAGACCCCCUUUCAGCUCGAAACCCUCGAGAAAGCCUAUGCCUUGGAGACGUAUCCGUCGGAGGCAACAAGGGUGGAACUGUCGGAGAAAUUGGGGCUUUCGGAUCGGCAGUUGCAGAUGUGGUUUUGUCACAGAAGGUUGAAGGACAAAAAGGAAGUUCCAGCAAAGAGGCCGCGGAAAACGGCGGCACCAAUGGCUUUACCGGAGUCUCCUGUGGAUGAGUUGAGGGCAGGGGGUGAACCGGGCAGUGAUUAUGGGUCAGGCUCGGGGUCAAGCCCGUUUGGCCGUUUGGAGUUUCGGAAUGCGAUGACAAGGAGUGUGGUGGAUGAUGUGCCAAUGGGGAGGAGGUAUUAUGAGUCGCGGCAGUCGAUGUUGGAGCUUAGAGCCAUUGCCUGUGUUGAGGCGCAGUUGGGGGAGCCCUUGAGGGAUGAUGGGCCAAUCCUUGGGAUAGAAUUUGAUCCCUUGCCGCCAGAUGCUUUUGGGGCACCUAUAGCAGCAGUUCCGGAGCAGCAGAAGCGGCCGGCGCAGUCUUAUGAGGGAAAAUUAUAUGAGCAACGUGAUGUCAAGCCAUAUAAAGCUCCAAGGGUGCUCCGUGAAUAUCCAUUUCUCCAAGACCAGUCUGGUAUUAGAUCUGAUGCAUUUGGACAAGUUGCCCAAUCUCAUUUUCAUGAACCAAUGGUUGAUGGUCCCACCGCCAGACCUUCAUCAUUGGUGCUUGGAAAUGAACAAUUGCCCAGACUUCAUGGUGUCCAAGGUCACGGAUCUCGUGUUCGUCUUUUAUCUCAGCAAGAUAGGCAGGGGCUUGCCUUAUCAUCACCUCCUAGGGAUGAUGAUCGUGUCCCAGAAAGGGACUCCCUAACAAAUGUUAGAACGAAUGCUCAAUUUAGUGAUCAUUUGGUUGUUGGACCAGAUGAUUCAUUUGUACUCUCUGAUGGGAAAAUCUUUCAUAAUGAUGCUAUUAUACGGAAAGAGAGGAAACGCAAGAUUGACGAAGCUAGUGUUGCAAGAGAAGUUGAAGCCCAUGAGAUUCGAAUAAGGAAAGAACUCGAGAAACAAGAUAUUCUGAGGCGAAAGAGUGAAGAACGAAUCAGAAAAGAAAUGGAAAGACAAGAUCGUGAAAGAAGAAAGGAAGAAGAAAGGCUGCUGCGUGAAAAGCAGCGAGAGGAGGAGAGGUCAAAGCGUGAGCAAAGACGUGAAAUCGAACGAAGGGAAAAAUUUGUGCAGAAAGAGUAUCUAAGAGCUGAGAAAAGGAGGCAAAAAGAAGAGCUCCGCAAGGAAAAAGAGGCAGUGAGACGCAAAGCUGCCAUUGAGAAGGCUACUGCACGCAGAAUAGCUAGAGAAUCUAUGGAGCUAAUUGAGGAUGAACAGCUGGAACUAAUGGAAUUAGCUGCUGCAAGCAAGGGUUUAUCCUCGAUGAUCCAUCUUGAUCAUGACAGUUUACAAAAUCUUGAAUUAUUUAGAGAUUCUCUGAGUGCUUUCCCACCCAGGUCGGUGAAAUUGAAAAAACCAUUUGCGAUCCAACCCUGGAUCAAUUCGGAGGAGAAUAUUGGCAACCUUUUGAUGGUCUGGAAGUUUUUUAUUACUUUUGCUGAUGUUCUUAAGCUAUGGCCGUUUACUCUAGAUGAGUUUGUUCAAGCUUUCCAUGACUAUGAUUCAAGGUUGUUGGGUGAGAUACAUGUUGCUCUUCUUAAGUUGAUAAUAAAAGAUAUUGAAGAUGUUGCGAGGAUGCCUUCUAAUGGAUUAGCAAUGAAUCAAAAUGGUGCUGCUAAUCCAGGAGGUGGACAUCCACAGAUUGUUGAAGGGGCAUAUGCAUGGGGCUUUGACAUAUUCAACUGGCAGCAGCACUUAAAUACACUGACAUGGCCUGAAAUAUUUCGACAAUUAGCCCUUUCUGCUGGAUUUGGGCCACAAUUGAGGAAAAGGAGUAUCACGUGGUCAUACCCACAUGAGAAUGAUGAGGGCAAAGGCUGUGAAGACAUAAUUUCUACUCUUCGUAGUGGUUCAGCAGCUGAAAAUGCAUUUACAAUAAUGCAAGAAAAAGGUUUAUUGCUUCCUCGAAGAUCUAGGCAUCGGUUGACUCCUGGAACUGUUAAAUUUGCAGCCUUCCAUGUUCUUUCACUAGAGGGAAGCGAGGGAUUAACAGUUUUAGAACUUGCAGACAAGAUUCAGAAAUCUGGACUUCGGGACCUGACAACAAGCAAGACACCGGAGGCUUCGAUUUCUGUUGCUUUAACAAGGGAUGCUAAGCUUUUUGAAAGAAUAGCUCCUUCAACAUAUCGUGUGCGUGCUGCUUUCAGAAAGGAUCCUGCUGAUGCUGAGGCAAUUCUUUCAGCUGCAAGAAAGAAAAUUCAGAUAUUUGAAAAUGGGUUUCUAGCUGAAGAAGAUGCUGAAGAUGUUGAAAGAGAAGAUGCUGAGGAUGUUGAAAGAGAUGAAGAUUCUGAAUGUGAUGAUGUUGAUGAGGAUCCUGAUGUAGAUGAUUUUGCUACUCUGUCAACUGAAAAUAAAACCUCCAUUCCCAGUAGCGAAGAAAAAGGUUGCUUGGGAAUCCAAAACAUAUGCAACAACGUUGCACUGAAUCUGCAAAAUAAGUUGGAGAAGGAUUUUUUGUCCAUCCCCCUGAGUGAAUCCAAAGAUGAAAACUGUCAAAGUACUGCCAGUGAAAAAUAUGUUGCUGGUGAAUAUAUUAGUGCCAAUAAUCUUGGUCAAGAAAACAUGGAGAUUGAUGAAAGUAAAUCAGGCGACUCAUGGAUUCAAGGACUUACAGAAGGGGAAUACUCUGAUCUCAGUGUAGAGGAGCGCCUUAAUGCCCUUGUUGCCCUGAUUGGUGUUGCAAAUGAGGGGAACUCUAUUCGUGGUAUACUUGAGGAUCGUAUGGAAUCUGCAAAUGCUCUUAAGAAACAAAUGUGGGCAGAAGCACAGCUAGAUAAAAGCCGUUUGAAAGAAGAGAUUAUAAAUAAAGCAGAUUUUACGUCACCUAUUGUGGGGAGCAAAGUUGAAACGCUACCUAUGAGUUCUGUAGUUGGGGGCAACCAAAGCCCAUUGCCUAAUGUUGAUGAGCAAAAUAUUGAAGCAUCCCCCAGCACAGCUGAAAACCAAAACGUACUAGGUUCGCAGAGCAUUCAGGAUCACCUCAACAGUUUGCCUGCUGAAAGGACCCCUGCUGUUCCAGAUUUCUCCAUGGGUCCGGAUAAUUUCCUGAUUCAGCAACUUGGAUAUGCUUCAAAAAGGUCACGCUCACAAUUGAAAUCUUAUAUUGCACACAGAGCUGAAGAGAUGUAUGUAUACAGGUCCUUGCCGCUUGGGCAAGAUCGUAGACGGAAUCGAUACUGGCAGUUUGUUGCAUCUGCUUCUAGCAGUGAUCCUGGUUCUGGCAGGAUCUUUGUUGAAUUGCAUGAUGGCAAUUGGAGGCUUAUUGAUUCUGAAGAGGCCUUUGAUGCUAUUUUGAUGUCAUUGGAUGCACGUGGGAUAAGGGAAUCCCAUUUGCGCUUAAUGCUGCAAAAGAUUGAGACCUCCUUCAAAGAAAAUCUUAGAAGGAAUAUGCAGUGUGCUAAUGUUGUGGCCAAGAGUGGAAUCAAUAUGAAAAAUGAAACUGAUGAAAUGAAUUGUAGUCCAGAUUGCCCAGUUGCGUUUGACAGUCCUAGCAGUACUGUUUGUGGUAUAAAUUUGGAUAUAUUGGAGACCUCGUCUUCUUUCAAGAUUGAGCUUGGGAGAAAUGAAGCUGAGAAGAGAGCUGCUCUGAAUAGGUAUCAAGAUUUUCAGAAGUGGAUGUGGAAAGAGUGCUUUAAUUCAUUAACCUUAUGUGCAAUGAAGUAUGGAAAAAAGAGGUGUGUACAGCUGUUGGGCGUUUGUGAUUUCUGUCUUAAUACUUAUUACUCCGAAGAGUUCCACUGCCUUUCUUGCCACCGAAAUUUCAGUACCAGUACUAAUGGUUUUAGAGUUUCGGAGCAUGCAAUUCAAUGUGAAGGGAAAAGGAAGUUAGAUACUGGGGAUUUCCGUAUAUUAGAAUCUUCUCUUCCCCUUGGAACCAGAUUGCUCAAGGCUCUGUUAGCUUGCAUUGAGGUAUCUGUCCCUCCAGAAGCUCUUCAAUCAUAUUGGAUGGAAGACCUUCGAAAAACUUGGGGUGUGAGAUUGAAUGCAUCAUCGACUGUAGAGGAACUUCUACAGAUAUUGACUCUGUUUGAGAGGGUGCUGAAGCAAGACUUUCUUUCAUCGAAGUUUGCAACAACGGAGGCGCUAUUGGGGUUCUGUACUCAGUCAGGAAGUGCUUUACAUGAUUUUGCUGAUCCUAAAUCAGUUCCUCUACUUCCAUGGGUACCACAAACCACUGCAGCUGUGGCUCUGAGACUUUUUGAGCUGGAUGCAUCGAUUAUAUACACAAAGCAGGCCAAACCUGACCCUUGUGAGGACAAGGAGAUAAGAGAAUUCGUAAAACUUCCUUCAAGAUAUGGCCCAGUCAAUAAUGUAAAGGAGGUUGAACUGACAGAACUAAACCAUGUUGAGGACGUGACAGAAAAGAACGGUGCUAAGCUGAAAAACACCCGAAACAGCUACAAGCGUGGCCGAGGGGCACGUGACCAAGGACGUGGUAGAAGGUUGCAGAAAAAAGCUAGUGUUUCCAACUCUGAUGUUAGCAGGCGAAAUGUUAGGAGCAAUGAAAAUUUAAUUCACGGACUAAGACAGCAAGGACAGAGAACAUAUGGACAAGGGAGUGCACGGGGUCGCCGAACAGUUAGGAGAAGGAGAGUAGAGAAGAGAGCUCUGGAUGAGAGGUCACCGAGCCACAGGGCUGACACACGUAGCCCUAAGAGCAUUGGUGAAUCACCAAGAAACAUGGGGGAGGAAUGGGAUGACGAAAGAAUUAGUUUGCUCCAUAUGGAGGGUGGCGAUAAUAUUAAUAAUGCAGAAGCAAUGGAAUCUGAUGAUAAUGCACAGGCAGUGGAAUACGAUCAAGGAAAUUGGGAGAUAGGGUUUGCUAGUGCUUCAAAUGGGUGGACAGGGGAUCUAAUGGAGGAUCUAAUGGAAGCGAGUGAUGACGAUGUGGAUGUUUCUGAAGACGAUAAUGGCGUUGAAGAGGGGGGAGAUGAAGAUUCAGAGGCAGAUGUAGAUGCAAGUGAGGGUUCAGAUGGAAUGGCGAAAGGGAUUGGAAAUGAUGAAGGCACAGAAUCCGCGGUUUCAGAGGACUAUAGUGAUUAAGUUGUGAUUUUCAAGUGAUAAAAGUUCCCUGAGAUUGCUAACGUAUUAGCAGCAAAUGGACACAGGCUGCAUAAAAUUUUUGAUGGUGCAGCUUCAUUCGCAACAGAACUCGUGGAUGGGGGAAGAGUAUAAAACUGCCCCUCUUUUUUCUCCCACUUAUUACUUCAUCUCAUUUAAUUGGGGGGAGAAAGAGUAAUGAUCUUUAAAAAGAGGAAUUCAGAACACAAGAAUGGAUGAGUCACAUAAAUUCGUUGAUGGAAAUUAGGAUCUGUAUUGUAAGCAUAUUGGCAACAAUGCUUUUCUAUGCCUGUGUUCGUUUAUAAAUAUAUAAAUAUAUGAUUACGAGAUUAUUGUCA
This is a messenger RNA of Carya illinoinensis, 6170 nucleotides long. Its product is annotated as homeobox-DDT domain protein RLT1. Gene Ontology annotation, biological process: regulation of transcription by RNA polymerase II. The record is from RefSeq and is a predicted model, not a curated record. Gene Ontology annotation, molecular function: DNA binding. Lineage: Eukaryota; Viridiplantae; Streptophyta; Magnoliopsida; Fagales; Juglandaceae. The coding region runs from base 505 to 5814 and encodes 1769 amino acids. The transcript has 18 exons.